GCGGCCCUCCGGAGCGGCUCGGCUCGGGGUUCCACGCAGCGCUCCCUAACCCUCUCUCGCUCUCGGGAGCGAGCAGGGGAGGGGAAGCCGCCGGCUCCCUAGGGCAGGCGGCCCUGCGGUGCGGCAGCUCAAAGGCGGCAUCGUGCGGGGCGGCGCACCCUGCAGGGAGCGGCGGGCGCCGCGGCGGCUGGAGGACGAGCCUCCAGCGGAAUGGCCCUGGCGCGGCUGCGGGCCAGGUGGGGCCCUGGGCCCGGGCUGCUGGCGCUGUCCACGCUGGGUUUCUGCCUGAUUCUGCAAGUCAGUGCCAAGAGGCCCCCCAAGGCGCCCCCCUGCCCGGCCAGCUGCUCCUGCACCAGGGACACCGCCUUCUGCGUGGACUCUAAGGCGGUGCCCAGGAACCUGCCCUCCGAGGUCAUCUCUCUGACCCUGGUGAAUGCUGCCUUCUCAGAGAUCCAAGACGGCGCCUUCUCCCACCUGCCACUGCUGCAGUUCUUAUUACUCAACUCCAACAAGUUCACGCUGAUUGGAGACAACGCCUUCACAGGACUGUCCCACCUGCAGUACCUCUUCAUUGAAAACAAUGACAUCUGGGCCCUAUCCAAGUUCACCUUCAGGGGGCUCAAGUCCUUGACACACCUCUCGCUGGCCAACAAUAACCUGCAGACACUGCCCAGAGACAUCUUCCGGCCCCUGGACAUUCUGAGUGACUUGGACCUACGGGGCAAUGCGCUCAACUGCGACUGCAAGGUGAAGUGGCUGGUGGAGUGGCUGGCCCACACCAAUGCCACUGUGGCCCCCAUCUACUGCGCCAGCCCGCCCCGCUUCCAGGAGCACAAGGUGCAGGACCUGCCGCUGCGGGAGUUUGACUGCAUCACCACAGACUUCGUGCUCUACCAGACCCUGUCCUUCCCAGCCGUGUCCGCUGAGCCCUUCCUUUACUCCAGCGACCUCUACUUGGCUCUGGCCCAGCCCAGCGCCAGUGCCUGCGCAGUGCUGAAGUGGGACUAUGUGGAAAGGCAGCUUCGAGACUACGAUAGAAUCCCAGCCUCCUCAGCCGUCCACUGCAAGCCGAUGGUGGUGGACAGCCAGCUGUAUGUGGUCGUGGCCCAACUGUUCGGUGGCUCUUACAUUUACCACUGGGAUCCCAACACCACGCGCUUCACCAAGCUGCAGGACAUCGACCCCCAGCGCGUUCGCAAGCCCAACGACCUGGAGGCCUUCCGCAUUGACGGCGACUGGUACUUUGCUGUGGCUGACAGCUCCAAGGCAGGUGCCACCAGCCUCUACCGUUGGCACCAAAAUGGCUUUUACUCCCACCAGGCUCUGCACGCCUGGCACCGUGACACCGACCUCGAGUUUGUGGAUGGCGAGGGCAAGCCGCGGCUGAUUGUGUCUAGCAGCUCCCAGGCACCGGUCAUCUAUCAAUGGAGUCGAACCCAGAAACAGUUUGUGCCCCAGGGAGAGGUGACUCAGGUACCUGAUGCCCAGGCUGUGAAACACUUCCGUGCUGGCCGUGACAGCUACCUGUGCCUCAGCCGCUACAUCGGUGACUCCAAGAUCCUGCGCUGGGAGGCCACCCGCUUCUCCGAGGUACAGGCGCUGCCCUCCCGCGGCUCCCUGGCCCUGCAGCCCUUCCUGGUGGGUGGCCACCGCUACCUGGCGCUGGGCAGCGACUUCUCCUUCACGCAGAUCUACCAGUGGGACGAGGGGCGAGAGAAGUUUGUACGGUUCCAGGAGCUGGCAGUGCAGGCCCCCCGGGCCUUCUGCUACAUCCCUGCUGGGGACACCCAGCUGCUCCUGGCCCCCAGCUUCAAGGGACAGACGCUGGUAUACCGACACAUCGUGGUGGAUCUCAGUGCCUAGAGGGCUGUCAAGGCCUCUGGGUCCUCAGGGUGGUGCUGGAGGCUGGGUGGGGGCCUCUGAACAGCACGUGUGCCUGCGCAGGUCACAUCGGCCCACCUGCAUAUGCACCCUUAUACGUGCACACACGGGUGAGCCUGGGCAUAUACCACAGACUGGCCUGGGGGAGCCAUUCCUUGUCUCUGUAAUCAGCACGAACUCCUAUAUAUGCACCAGGCACCCAGGUACUCUGGCCCUCCUAUAUGUGUGCACCGCCUCCCAUAUCUAUAGGCUCCCGGGCUCUGCUCCUUUGCUCAUGCUUAGAAGUGAUGGGUUGGGCACAGAGAGGGGCAUGAGCCAUGCCCUCCUGCUCUCCGGCUUAGACUUUCCACUGGCCACUUCUGGCACCCACAGAGGCCUUUCCUGUGGGCACUCCAGGUGUGUCUUUCCCUGUUCACACUUCACACUGCAGCUUCAGCCACAGCUGUCAGCUCCCAAGUGCACCCACUCCUGCUGCACCCUUGUGCAUACACACGUGGACACUAACAGACACACUCAGCCUCUCACUCACACACACCUGUCCACACUCACACUUCCAUAGGUAAACACCGUCCCCCUGGGCACACACGCAGAUGGUGCUGCCCGAAGGGGCUCCCCUCUCUUAUUGCCUUGCUUCUGCUCUUCCUGGAGGGACCCACAAUACUGCUCCUCACUUGCUCCCUGCAGUGUAGCCCCCAGCGGCCGGCAGCCGAUGAGGACAAUUAGGACAAUUACACUGGUGAGCCUGGGAGUGCUGGCUUGCGCCUCUGUCCCAAAGCAGUCCCAGCCCUGGGUUCUCACGGGAGUGCCUUCUGUGACCCUGAAUCCCAGUUCACUUGGGGACAGAAGACCACCCAGAUGAGCCUUUCUUUCUGUGGUUGUCGCUUCCUCAGGCCUGGCCACCUCCUGGUUCACCCCAUCUUUGGGAUGGGACCCCUGGGCUGUGAUUCUCCUCAGUGGGUACAGGAGCUGGCUGAGCCAGGGAACCUGUGAGUCCCUGACUCUCCUCUGUGGGUGAAAAGAACAGAGCUUGGCUUCUAGCCUUUGGGGGCCCUGGCACCCCUCCGCCGCCCAGGGGUACACCCCUAGGCUGGAGGCUGAGCUCUGGGCCGGAAUGGGCUGGGGGCACAUCAGGAGCCUGGCUUCUGCUGCCCUCUGCUGGACGCCUGGAGGCACUGUUCCCAGAGGCCAAGUGAGGCCCGUGAGGAGGGAGGGCCCAGAUGGCUGUGACUCCUUGUGGCAGGAUGCCCAGGGGCACUUGGGUCAAUGCUUUGAUUCACUUGCUUCAAAUAAAAAGCUCCACCCCCUUCCA
Heterocephalus glaber (naked mole-rat) is the source of this 3190-nucleotide messenger RNA. RefSeq names its product leucine rich repeat LGI family member 3 (gene Lgi3). Lineage: Eukaryota; Metazoa; Chordata; Mammalia; Rodentia; Bathyergidae. Gene Ontology annotation, biological process: regulation of exocytosis. Gene Ontology annotation, cellular component: synaptic vesicle. The record is from RefSeq and is a predicted model, not a curated record. Gene Ontology annotation, molecular function: protein binding.